AUGAAUGAAACAUAUUAAAAUCUGGUGUUAUAGUAUUUUGAAAAAUUGAAAAAAGUGCUUCCCCAAAAGCUAAAUUCUUAUAAAGAGACAAUACAUAAAUUCUAGGGAUAGGAUAAAUCCUAUUUUGGAGAUCAUAUAAUCGCAUUCAAAUAGGGAAUGCAAAUCAAAUAAAGUAAAAUAAAGGAAUUGACGUUAACAACCCUAAUUACCUUAGUAUCAAAAGGUUAUAUUGAUGGGGGCUUACAAGACAACACAGAAAACUUUUAAUAAUCUGAUUAAAUUGAAAUAACAGACACUGCAGGUAAAAAAAGAGAAUAACCUAUUAAUGUGAUUGAAUCACUGAUACAUUUAGUUCAAUAAUGCUUAGUAGAAAAGGAUGAGAUAAUUUCAUUAGCAUUAAAAUUAUUGAUAUCGCUUGUGAUGAAUCCAUAUUGUAAUAUGUAAUAUCAUGAGUUAACGAAAGUUAUUAAAACAAUAGUCUAUAUUUAUGCUCAAUCAAAGUCUUAAAAUAUUGACAGAUUAUGCAAAAGCAUUUUCUUAUAAAUUAUUUUGAUAACAUUUCAAGGAAGCAAUAGCGAUACCCUUGUAAAAAUAACUCUAGAUAAUGUGAUUAAUAAAGUUUCUGAAAUUAAAUAAUGUUAAUAUUGUGGGAAAGAAGGGAAGUUCGAAUGUAGAUAAAAUAAAGUAACAGUGUGCUCUUAUAGAUGUAAGAAAUAUAUUUAGGAGACAUUGGAAUUAAAAUAAAAAAAUUAUGAAAAUGCAUAAAAUCUCUUUGAUUUACUAAUUAGACUCUUAUCUCCAAAAUAAAAUUAAAUUAUUUUAUUAGAGGGAAUCUAUUUCAUAUGUGAUAAUUAUGAUUUCUCUGUGGAGGCAUAAAAUAUUUACAAUUUGAGUUCAUAUUUAUUGAAGUUCUGUUUAUAAAAUGAAUAAUAGUUAUAUUCACUAAGCUUUAAAAUAUUUUAAAGAUUAACAUUCAGUAAACAUAAAGAAAUGAUCAACCAAAUAAAUAUCUUCAUUAAUUAGAUCUACAUUAGUGUCCUCACAAACAAGAAUACUACUGAUUAACAUAAGUAAACAACAUUAGAAUCUCUAUGGAAGAUCUUUCAAAGAAAACAUGCCUCACUUGAGUUUUAUUUGAAUUAUGAUUGCAGUAUAAAGCAUGAAUUUUUAAUGGAAAAUAUUAUCAAUACAUUGCACAGCAUUUUUUAAUAAAAUGAGUAAUUCCGACCAGUGAUCACACAAAUUUAUCAAGCCAUUAUUCUGGGCAUAGAAUCGACCUUUAAUGAAAAGGCUAUAAGUAAUUCUUAAUAGGAGUAAUAACAGCCUUAGGAUAUAGAUGAAACUGUAUUUAUAAACUAAUUAGAGAUGCAAAGAUAAUAAAAGCAAGAAAUAUAAAAAGGAGUAGAUCUCUUUAAAAAGAAUCCUGAAAAAGGAGUCUCAUUUUUAAUAAAAGCAAAUAUAUUAUAAGAUGAUCCUGCUUCGAUUGCUCGAUUUUUAAUUGAAAAUAAAAGUUUGCCCAAAGAGUCUGUAGGAUAAUAUCUAGGUGGUCACCAUCCAAUCAAUAUAUAAGUGUUAAGUGAAUACACAAAUUUUUUGAAAUUUCAUAAUAUUAUCGAUUUGUUUACUUUACCACCAGAAUCCUAAUAGAUUGAUAGAGUAGUUUAAAAGUUUGCUGAUAAAUUUUAUGAAGACAAUUAAAGCAAUGCGUAUUUCCACUUUAAAUCCAGCAGCAGCAUUUAUACUUUUACUUAUCUCUUAGUCAUGUUAUAAACUGAUUUGCACAAUCCAAAAGUUGUUGAAAAAAUGAAAUUAACAGAUUUCAUUAAAUUGGCCAGAUAAAUAAAUGAUGGAGAGGAUUUACCAUCAGAAUAUCUCACAGUAACUUAUCACUCAAUUUAAAAAAAUCCCCUUGCUGUUAGAGAAUCUAAUACACCUAUGAAUUCACUCACUCCUAAUUAAUAUUAGAAAUAGAUGGAGGAACUCUUAAAGAAGAUUAAAGAUUUAAUAAAAAGAUAAUCUAAUUCUAAUUAUAUUUAAAUUGAUUAAGAAACAAUUUUGUUAUCAAAGGGUUUAUUUGAAUAAUUUUCAGGAAAAUUUUUAGAAAUACUGUUAGUAACUUAUGAAAACACACCGAAUGGUGAUUCUUUAAUUAAAAGCAUCCUUUAAUUAAUAAAGUUGUCUUCAAAAUUAUCUAUGAAAAUUGAAAGUUUGGUUUAAGAAGUUAUAAAAGUAGGGUUGAAUAGUUUAAAAAAAGGAAGUACUAUGUUAAUGAUUAGUUUAUUAUCAACAAUUCCAACUAUUGGGAAUUCAUUACACGAAUAAGGAUGGAAAUGUGUUUUAGAGGCUGUAAGUUAAAUGGAUGAGUUCAGAUUGUUAGAUUCAGAUCACACAGAAAAAGUGUUUAUGUGUUCAAAGGAUUUAGAUAAUUCAUCUAUUGAGGAAUUUAUACUUUAACUAUGUUAGUUAUCAAAAUAAGAAAUCAUUUAAAAACAUCGUAUUUACUCUUUAUAAAAACUUGUUGAAGUCAGUGAUUAUAAUAUGGAUAGAGUCAAAGUCAUAUGGAAUAGGCUAUGGUCAAUUGUAAGUCAGCAUAUUCAAGAAACAGUGUCAGUCAGAGUUAAAAAGAUUACUAUUGUUGCUGUUGAUUCAUUAAAAUAAUUAAAUAUGAAAUUCUUAUCGAAAGAAGAAUUGUAUAACAUAGAAUUUUAAAGAGAGGUCUUAAAGCCAUUUGAAUUAAUCUACAAUAAUAGUGAUAUUGAGGAAAAGGAAUUUGUAUUGUUAUGCGUAAAAUAAAUUCUUCAAAAUAGUAAGACUUACAUCAAGAGCGGAUAUAAGGUCAUUUUUAAUUUAAUAAAUCUUGGCUUAAAAGAAGAAAAUGAUACACUUUCAAAGUUAGCAUUUGAUCUCUUAAGAUUUAUAGAAAUAUAAGAAUUAAUAUUGAUCGAUUUAAUUUAAACCUAUUAGAUUCUAGGUAAAAAGGAUAAUGAAAAUAUGGCAAUUAAUUCAAUUGAUUUUGUUAAACAAUGUUAACGUUUUAUGAUAACACAAGAGUAAUAAACCUUGCAGGUUCCCCUCUUAGGAAUUCUGUCAAAUUUGGCAGGGGAUAAAAGAAUUCAAAUAUAAACUUAGGCAGUUGAAACAUUAUUUUACAUUUUAGAAGAGAAAGGUAAUUUAUUUAAUGAGGAAUAUUGGAUAAUGAUAUUUUCUUCUGUUUUAAGACCCAUAUUUGAUGAGAUUUAAUUUACUUUAAGUACAAAUCCAGAACUCAAUUAAUACUGGUUUAAGGAUAGUUGUCAAAAAGUAUUUCAAAAUAUUUCAAGUUUAAUCAAGAAACAUUACACUAAAUUAAAAGGAUAAUUACCAGAUUUUCUAAAAUUAUUCUAGAAUUGUAUUCAGAAUUAGAAUGAAAAAUUAGCACAACUAAGUAUUUAAGCUUUCAAAACUAUGAUUAUGGAGAAAGGGUUACAAUUUGAAUAGAAAGAUUGGGAAUUAAUAUUGUCAUUUAUUCAAUAGAUGCUUAAAUAUACGAUACCAACUAAACUUAGAGAUAUCGACUAAUCUCGAUAAAAAUCACUGUAAACUGUUACAAACAAUAUAAUUAAUGAAUGCUACAGUCAAUGUGCUGCUUAAUUACUAUUAAUUUAAACCAGCAGAGACAUUUGCGAACUCUAUCAUUAAAAUUGGAGUCUAAGUUAAUUAGAUAAUCUAGAAGUCACCUUCUAUGAAUCAUAUUAAUUUGCUAAGUUAUUCAAUCAAUAGAUUGAACAAAGAUACAAUAUUUGGAAGUCAGGAUUCAUGUAAGAUAUGAAUGUGCUUCCCGGUUUACUAAGACAAGAAAGGGAAGCAUUUUCUUGCAUGAUUAUGAUUAUCUAAUUUAAAAUAGAAAUUUUGAAAUAAGAAUAAUUGAAGGUACAUCAACAAAACUAGGAGUAAGUUAAUGAAGAAUUACAAAUUAAAGAACCAUAUGAAGUAGUUUUAAAUAGGUAUUUACAUAUAUUAUUGGACUCUAUUAAGUAAUUUAAUUCUAAGCAUAUUUAAUUUAUUAAUCAAUAACAAGAAAGUGGAGAAGAUCCUCUCUAUAAGAUUAGGCAGUAUGAAACGGAAAGAGAUAUUUAAAAUCUCAGAACUCUAUUGGAUGUUUCUAUUUUACCAAGAAUUUUGUUAUUGAGUGAUUAAGAGAUAAAACUAAAAUUAAAUGAAUUUUAUGAAUAAUUGUUGAAUGCAUGCAGCUUUGUCAGUGAAUACUGCAUAUUACAAAUGGGGUGUUAGGAUUGUAAAAAGUGUGUUAGAUGCUUAAAUUAAUAGAAAAAUAAUCUGUUUUUUCAAAUAAAGAAAUGCUUACUAAAAUUGUUUGAGUUAAAAUGA
Molecule: messenger RNA, 4365 nt
Organism: Paramecium tetraurelia
Lineage: Eukaryota; Ciliophora; Oligohymenophorea; Peniculida; Parameciidae
Exons: 6
Biological process (GO): regulation of ARF protein signal transduction
Molecular function (GO): guanyl-nucleotide exchange factor activity
Source: RefSeq, a predicted model, not a curated record